This is a messenger RNA of Colletotrichum godetiae, 1175 nucleotides long. RefSeq lists its product as uncharacterized. Lineage: Eukaryota; Fungi; Ascomycota; Sordariomycetes; Glomerellales; Glomerellaceae. The transcript has a single exon. The record is from RefSeq and is a predicted model, not a curated record. The coding region runs from base 91 to 831 and encodes 246 amino acids.
UGAGGAGGCAAGGAUCGUGUCAGGGACGAGGUUCCAAUCGAACUUGCGCCCGGUGGAGGUGACCAGGGUAUUGAACACGACCUCCCACAGAUGGUUCCUCUCCCCGUCUUGUCUUGUCCCAGUGGGAGGAAGCGAGGAGACGGACCAGAAACGGUACGGAGUACUGGCAGGUGUGGUCCUGUGGGUGAAGGCCAGCAAACAGCAAAGCAAGAGAGAGAGAGAGAGAGCGCGAGAGACUCGGAGACCGUCCAAAUUGUUCGUACCGUUCUUCGUGUGCGUGUGGUGUGCGUGCGUUGCCCCCAUCCACACCAAUCCGCACGCCAUCCCAGGGUCCAUGUCCCUUCUUACAUGGGGGCCCGUGGACGAGAACAGACGACGCUGAGGUCGCUUCCAGGCUUGGGGCCCCAUCUCCCGCCAACCAUCGAUCGCCAAUCGCUUCCCCUUCUUGCUCGUUCGUGUCGUUCCUUUUCCUCCUCUGUCUCUCUCUACGUCUUGUCUCUGCUCCCUCCCUCCCUCCCUCCUCCCACUCCACCACCACCUCCUGACCGGCGUGCAUUCUCAGCAUCGUCACCUUUCGCUCGUUUCAUAUACCCGCCCGUGGACUUUAGCCUCUUUUUUCAGCCACUGUCUCUCUCUUCGCCUAUCUGGCUGUUGAAGAAACUCUCUCUCACUCUCACUCCAACACACUGCUCACUCUCUCGAUCUAUCAUAACCUCCGACGCCCACCUCGCCACCAUAGGUUUUCGACCUGCUUCCGCUGAUCCAUCUCGUUCGGUGUACAAGAGGCCUCAUACGGGCUCAUCCCAUCGACACCCUUCGGGCUCUGCAUAGGCACCUCGCUGCCAGCCCAUACUCCCCUUCUUUCCAGGUUGAUCCUCGGCCUCUUUUAUUUCAUCUCUCUCGUGUCAUUCUGUUGAAAGCUGUGCUUGCUUCUUGUUAGCCUCUUACCAUUUCACAAUCCUUCGACUUCACUAGUACACUCCGGUUGUUCUGUUUCCUUUGGUCCACGGCUCUCGCAAUAUACCCUCCCGACGCGACGACGACGACUCGAAUAGUAUCAAUCGAUUCACCAAAGAAAGCUCUCAACACGGUCACCCGACGAGCACGGAACCCCCCUCUCACUACCAACCUCGUUAUCAAAGCGUAUCAAUCAUUAAGCUGGGAAAGGGACGGCA